UGACUUUCCACACCCCCAACUCCACCCUUGGUGUUACAGCCCUAGGCUGCAGGAUCAAAACCGGAGUGCCUAAGGCUUCUCCUGGUGGACCUGGACCUGAGCUGCUGUCCUCUGUAGUUACCUCCGUGUGGUCGCGCCCCUUCGAACUCAGUCUUAAAAAUGAAUCCAGUUGUUUCGCAGCCAAGAUACGGCGCCGGGGGCACAGCGGUUAGUGACUGGCAGAGCGGCGUCUUUGACUGCUGUGAUGACAUGGGGAUUUGCCUCUGUGGGACUUUCUUCCCCCUGUGCCUGUCGUGUCAGGUCGCCUCUGACAUGAACGAAUGCUGCCUGUGCGGAGCCAGCGUCGCCAUGAGGACCAUGUACCGGACCCGGUACGGCAUCCCGGGAUCCAUCAUGAGUGACUUCCUGUGGCUGUACUGUUUCCCUAACUGCGCCCUCUGUCAACUCAAGCGGGAUAUUGAGAAAAGAAAAGCGAUGAAUGCUUUCUAAAGGGCACUGGGUCAGAUUCACACUGCAUUGGAAGAAAAUGCUGAAAUGAAAUGCUGCAUUUAUUCAGUGCUGGCUAUCUCCCCUCAAGUCUUAGAAACUAAUUCAGCUCAUCAUAUGGUUUCAAAUGGCUUUCAAGUAUUUUUAUUUUUCUGGCUUAUUUUGAAAGAAAUAUCUUUCCAGUGCUAUUCGCUAAGCUGACUGCCAUUAAAAAAUUAAUCUCCUCAACAAUUCUUGUGUCUUUAAAUGCUGCUUCAUGGAGUAUUAUGUUUCUUUUAAAAAUGUCAAAAUGUCGAGGUGGGAUGAUGGCUAUGUAGAGAUUCUGCCUUCUGCUUUUCGACCUUUAUAGGAGUCGGAAAAUACCCAGAAUAAGGAGUUUGUCAAAUGUUGUUAAAUAAAAGCUUUUGUCGUUUGGAUUGUC
Molecule: messenger RNA, 907 nt
Organism: Phacochoerus africanus (Common warthog)
Lineage: Eukaryota; Metazoa; Chordata; Mammalia; Artiodactyla; Suidae
Product: placenta-specific gene 8 protein-like
Exons: 5
Coding region: 160-489 (109 amino acids)
Biological process (GO): positive regulation of transcription by RNA polymerase II
Source: RefSeq, a predicted model, not a curated record